GCUUCCUGUUCCGGCGCCAGGAGGAGCCGCGCGCUGUGAGUGCUGGUGCUGUCGCUACUGCCGUCGUCAGUCAAACUGCGCUCUCUUCUUCGGCGCUUUCUGUCGGAUCCAUCGUUGCUUCUAGACCUUGCUGCGGGCUCGGAUCUUGCCGGGAAAAUGUCUGAUGAAUUUUCGUUGGCAGAUGCCCUACCUGAACACUCUCCUGCCAAAACCUCUGCUGUUAGCAAUACAAAACCUGGUCAACCUCCCCAAGGCUGGCCAGGUUCCAACCCCUGGAAUAACCCGAGUGCUCCACCUUCUGUGCCAUCUGGACUCCCACCAAGUGCAACACCUUCCUCUGUGCCUUUUGGACCUGCACCAACAGGAAUGUAUCCCUCUGUGCCUCCCACUGGACCACCUCCUGGACCCCCAGGACCCUACCCUCCUUCUGGACCCUCAUGCCCCCCACCUGGUGGUCCGUAUCCAGCCCCAACUGUGCCAGGCCCUGGCCCCACAGGGCCAUAUCCUACACCAAAUAUGCCCUUUCCAGAGCUUCCUAGACCAUAUGGUGCACCCACGGAUCCAGCCACAGCUGGUCCUUUAGGUCCAUGGGGAUCAAUGUCUUCUGGACCAUGGGCACCAGGAAUGGGGGGGCAGUAUCCUACCCCCAGUAUGCCAUAUCCCUCUCCAGGGCCAUAUUCUGCUCCUCCUCCUACCCAGGCUCCAGGGGCUGCACCACCUGGUCCAUGGGGCACUGUGCCACCAGGCGCCUGGGGACCACCAGCACCAUACCCUGCCCCUGCAGGAUCAUAUCCCACUCCAGGACUCUAUCCCUCUCCCAGUAAUCCUUUUCAAGUGCCUUCAGGACCUUCUGGUGCUCCACCAAUGCCUGGUGGCCCCCACUCUUACCAUUAA
Chrysochloris asiatica (Cape golden mole) is the source of this 894-nucleotide messenger RNA. RefSeq names its product mitogen-activated protein kinase 1 interacting protein 1-like (gene MAPK1IP1L). The coding region runs from base 157 to 894 and encodes 245 amino acids. The transcript is spliced from 4 exons. The record is from RefSeq and is a predicted model, not a curated record. NCBI's taxonomy places the organism in Eukaryota, Metazoa, Chordata, Mammalia, Afrosoricida, Chrysochloridae.